This is a messenger RNA of Dreissena polymorpha, 1212 nucleotides long. Its product is annotated as proteasome subunit alpha type-2. The transcript has 7 exons. The coding region runs from base 115 to 822 and encodes 235 amino acids. The record is from RefSeq and is a predicted model, not a curated record. NCBI's taxonomy places the organism in Eukaryota, Metazoa, Mollusca, Bivalvia, Myida, Dreissenidae. Gene Ontology annotation, biological process: ubiquitin-dependent protein catabolic process. Gene Ontology annotation, cellular component: proteasome core complex, alpha-subunit complex; proteasome core complex.
GUUCAACAUUAUUGCGCGUUUCGGUGACUAAGUCUGUUUAGUUGAGUUACGCCUUUUUAUGUAGUUGGGGGUCGGUUUUCGAAGCAACGUCACGUGAUACCGGUAAACUAAACAAUGUCGGAACGAUACAGUUUUUCGCUGACAACGUUCAGCCCAUCUGGCAAGCUCGUGCAGAUUGAAUAUGCCUUAGCAGCUGUGGCCGCAGGCUCUCCAUCUGUGGGCAUAAAAGCAACCAAUGGAGUUGUCUUGGCAUCAGAGAAGAAACAGAAAUCCAUCUUGUACGACGACAGCAGCAUCCACAAGAUUGAGCUUAUCACUAAGAACAUAGGCAUGGUGUACAGCGGCAUGGGGCCUGACUAUAGGGUACUGGUAAAGAGUGCACGCAAGCUGGCCCAGCAGUAUUACCUACAGUACCAGGAGCAGAUCCCAACAUCCCAGCUCGUACAGAGGGUGGCCAACGUCAUGCAGGAGUUCACACAGUCCGGUGGUGUGCGUCCAUUCGGUGUCUCACUGUUGAUGGCGGGCUGGGACGAGGAUGAAGAGAGACCCUACCUCUACCAGUGUGACCCCUCUGGUGCAUACUUUGCAUGGAAAGCCACUGCCAUGGGAAAGAAUUUUGUGAAUGGAAAAACAUUUCUAGAGAAACGAUACAGUGAAAACCUGGAGUUGGAAGACGCAGUGCACACAGCCAUAUUGACCUUGAAGGAGAGUUUUGAAGGUCAGAUGACCGAGGAUAACAUUGAGAUCGGUAUCUGCAACCAUGACGGCUUUCGGAGAUUGAGCCCCGCCGAGAUCAAGGACUAUUUGGCCUCUGUGCAAUGAUCGCGGUUAAUUAGCCUUCAUUCAUUAUGUUACUUAAUCAUUUUCCAUGGUGUUCUUCAAGUUCGUCUCGGAAUAGUCAGAUCUGUGCUUGUAUAUGAGACUUAUGUAAUGCACAAAAGAGAAUUUAAGAAUUUCUGUUAUACUGGUUCUACGUGGGCGACUCUGUGGAAUUAUGUUCCUUAAACAUAUAAAUCAGCAAUUAAUAAUAAAUUGGACCAAGUUUAGUCUGAUGUUUGCCUAAGAUUCCGAAAUAUACAAAUGACAACAAUUCAUAUGCUUGUACAGAUUAAGCGGUAAUCACUGAUGCAUUUGAACCCUUGUUCAAAAUAUAACACAUUUUUCUUCACAUUUCUGUUCUUGACAUUGAAACAAAAUAAAUUGUUUAAUACA